AUGGCAUUUUUGGGCAGUGGUGGCAAGGAGGGGCCCAGAGCAAUGGGGCAGCCCGAGGGGGUCUUCCUGAGAGAUGGCCUCUUCCUCCGAGCUUACUUAUCCCAAGUCACCUCCUAUCACCCCAAACUCCCAAGAAACAAUCUCCAGCUCAGAAAUAAUCCAGCGCAGUGCUCAGUGGCGGUGGCUCCUUUGGUUACUUGGAAGGGCACAAAACCACUCCUCGAUGGGAAGGGGGUACACACAGGAAGGACACCUACAGGCCGAGGGGGGCGUGGCAGGAGCCAGCAGGGUGCAUGGAGGCCCCGUUCAACGCCCUCUAAUCGCCAGCGCCACCACCGCUGCCACAAGUCCGAUCACUGGCCUCACACCGAGGCUUUCUCGGUUGCCCCGACGACGUGUCCGGACCGCAGUCAGCUGACCGCUAGAGACGCCCCCACGCUCUCUGCCCCUAUAAAGGCUCAGUCUUGGGGUCGAGGCCGCCUCUCUUGGACUUCCCUACUCCAACUCCAGUUCCCGGGCGACGUGAGGAUUAGUCUCGUGGGGUGGGGGUUCCGGAGCGGUCGGCGGAGGGAGGGAGGUAGUGGGGAGCCCAGGCCACGGGCAACAGUCACCGAGACACUCGCUGUGCGCAGAGCCCUUGCCCCAAACUUCCAGUCGGGAGCCCGGGAGAGACGCUGGGCAUCAAGACGGGUGGCAGCCUGCCCGGCCGCUGCUCCCAGCCCGCCGAGGUCGCCACCUCACCCCCACCCCCACCCCCACCCCCACCCCUGCUGGCCUCUCCCCGUGCUCAAGACCGGAGACCCAGCCGUCUCUGCCUCUCCUGCAGCCACUUUAUUGCCUUCGGCCCUGAAUGAAGCCCGCAGGCGGCGGCCCCGGGGAGAGCUGGGAAUGGCCACCGUGCCCCUCAGCCAGCUGCUGCCCUGGACCUGCCCUGCCGACGUGCGGCUCUGCGGCCACCUGUGCGCAGACCCGCCGCGUCCCGAGUGUUCCAAAAGCGAGCAGAAGUUUCGGCGGGCCGAGCGCAGCCCCAGCCUGGCGGGCGCGUGCACCACCAGCAAGUGCGCAGACGCGCGCCAGCACCACCUGAUCGUCCUCUACACCUGCGACAGAAGCCUGCGCGUGGCGGUGGCAGGCGAGGCGGAGCAGCAGGCGUGAUACAACGCCCUGCUCGGGGAGCGCGGUGCCGCCGGUGAGGCCCGAGCCCCAGGCUUCCGGGGGCCCCGGGGGCUUGUGGCUGUGGUUUCUCCGUGGCUCGCCCCUCCC
Messenger RNA from Nomascus leucogenys (northern white-cheeked gibbon), 1263 nucleotides. RefSeq lists its product as uncharacterized. Gene Ontology annotation, molecular function: phosphatidylinositol 3-kinase binding; insulin receptor binding. Gene Ontology annotation, biological process: insulin receptor signaling pathway. The record is from RefSeq and is a predicted model, not a curated record. Lineage: Eukaryota; Metazoa; Chordata; Mammalia; Primates; Hylobatidae. Gene Ontology annotation, cellular component: cytosol; plasma membrane.